AUGAACGUCGAGCAUCACACCAAAUCUAUUUAUCGACACUACGAUUUUAUUAACAGUGUCGAAACGUUUUCGUACAUUGGUACUCAGUACAGGGGUUUACAAAAGCAAAGUCCUGACAGUUUUAUACGGGACACAGAUUCUAUCCAGGGUGCUUUAGAAACUGCUCUGCGAACCGUCACACCAAAAAGCCUAAUUGUUCCAUCAUUAUGUCUCUCUAGCAGAACAGAUGCUGGAGUUCAUGCUUUAGGCAAUACUGCUCAUGUAGAGCUCGAAAACAAAUAUAAUACAGUAUAUAAUUCUUCAGAUGUAAAGAAAUAUGUAAAUCGUUAUUUUUCCAAAUGUGGUCAUACCAUUAGGUUACUGGAAUGUAUACCUGUCACACAAGAUUUUCAUGUAAGAAUUGCAUGUAAAUCUCGAACAUAUUUGUACAGAUUUAUGAUACCUAAAAUAUGUGGAGAACAAAGGAUAUCUUUACCAGAAACAAUACAUACUUAUCAUUUUAGAUCAUACAACUUUGACAUAGAUAGAGCAAGACGUGGUAUACAAUUGUUUAUGGGAACAAAAGAUUUUACUACGUUUAGCGCGAAAGCAACAACAAAUCGCAAAAUCCAAUAUGUACGUGCUUUACAAGCUUUUACUUUGGAAGAGGCGCAACCUUUAAUGCCUUUUGAUCCACUGUCUAAAAAUUUUAUAUACUUUCAUUUCAUAUGCAAGGCAAGAUCUUUCUUGUAUAAUCAGAUCAGACGAAUGAUUGGUGCCCUAAUUGCAUUAGGAAUGGGAAAAAUAACAGAGAAAGAUAUCACUGUAAUGUUACAAGUUCCUUCCCAUCAUAACUGGAAUCCCCGUAUUACACCUGUACCACCGAAUGGCUUACAUCUAUUGAAUGUAGAAUAUGAUCUAGAUGAAUUAAGACGUUGUACCAUAUUAUCAGAGGAAGAGCAAGAGGAGACAUCGCAAUUGGAGGAACUACAGUGGGAAGAAACAAGGACUGCAGUUGAAAGAAUAGAAAACAAAAAAUAUAUGUUACAAGAUUAUUAAUUGUACAAGAAAAUGAUUUCUAUUUAUUGAGAACAAUGCAAAUGUGAAGAAAUGGCAUAAAACACAUUUUCCUGUUUCUAUACAGCAUCAAAAAUUUCAUUUACUGAAGAUUAUACUGGUUUCAAUCUCCGAUUACAAAUCUUGUUAUUUGGACAUCAUUAUUAAUAAGUAUGCAUUCAAUGCAUCGACAGAUCUCUCAUUUGUAUUAAAAUCAUGGAGACGUAAGUCGAGUUGAUAAUAAUUAAUGUAAUUAAAAAUUGCGUAACCCCUCUAAGGAACAAACUUUUCCCUAGAAAGCCCCUACGUUUCCUCUUUUUUUUUUGAUUCAUGAAAAUUUUAUAAUAUAAAUUUCAACAAUCGUGAUGUAGUUUAGAAACCACUUCACUUAAGUGGCACAAAAUAACGAGAAAAUGUGAUAUAUGUACAAAAAAGAUAUAAAUAAAUUAACAAAUUAUUAUGCUAAGAUCAACGUAUGACUGUUAGUGUCUAUACGCAGUACAAAGAUUAUCUGUGAAAAUAAUAUAAUACACGAAUAAAUCGGCCAGUUUCUGCGGGAAGAAACUAACAUACACAAAAAUUUAAUCGUAGAAUACAAAUCGUAUUCACGGACAAUUUGCAUUUCUUAAGUAGAAAAUACUAUAGAAUAAUUCUACUUCGGAAUUUUUGA
This is a messenger RNA of Acromyrmex echinatior (Panamanian leafcutter ant), 1705 nucleotides long. RefSeq lists its product as uncharacterized. NCBI's taxonomy places the organism in Eukaryota, Metazoa, Arthropoda, Insecta, Hymenoptera, Formicidae. Gene Ontology annotation, biological process: tRNA pseudouridine synthesis. Gene Ontology annotation, molecular function: pseudouridine synthase activity; RNA binding. The record is from RefSeq and is a predicted model, not a curated record.